Spodoptera exigua (beet armyworm) is the source of this 3994-nucleotide messenger RNA. Lineage: Eukaryota; Metazoa; Arthropoda; Insecta; Lepidoptera; Noctuidae. The record is from the annotation of a GenBank genome assembly.
GCAAGAUGUGAGACAAGGACACACUACCGUGAGGAGCCCUCUCGCCUGGACCGGUUUUAGUUUGUUAACGCUUUUAAGAAAAUAGCUACCCUAUACAUAACGGGAUAAAGCACAUUUUAGCUAAACAAAAAAAAUUUGGUGCACAGUCUAGUUUUAAGUACAAAGUCUUUGGUCAAAAUUGUGAGAUAACAUGUCAAAAUCAAAAUUUUCGUUCAUUCAUUCUUAAAGGUGUUUACUACAUAGCAUUUUGCUUGUAGUUCCUAAAAGUAAUUAAAAAAAUGCAUUUUAUUUAAAUAACCUAUUAAAAAUAGUUAUAAAUUUAGUAAAAUUGGUAAAUUAAUUUAAAAUAUCUUGAAACGAGACCAGGCGUUGACAGUUUAGUGAUAACAUCUGCUUACAUUUGGUCGUUUUAAACAUAGGGUAACUGUGUACAAUAUAGCUAAAUAUUGAAUGGAAUUCAUUAAGUUAUAUCAAUUAAAAUGGCAUUUUAUUCUUGUAAUAGAUACAGAUUAAUAGUUUUAUUACUCUUAGUUUUGAUUAUGUGGCAGUUCUUCAGACUUUUGCCUGAUAAACCUGUUACACAAAUUUCGGAGGCUGGAAUAGUGGAGUUGGAGGAUGACAAAUACAAUAAGCAUAAACAAGAUAAAGUUAAAGUGAGGGUUUACUAUGAAGCUCUUUGUCCUGACUCUAAACAUUUCUUUGUAAGACAUUUGGGCCCAGUGACUGAUAAACUGUCUGAAUUCUUAGAUGUAACUCUAGUACCCUAUGGCAAAGCUACUACCAAAGAAGAAAAUGGAAAGUAUUACUUUCAAUGUCAGCAUGGUGAAGAGGAGUGCUAUGCAAAUAGGAUCCAUGCUUGUGCAAUAGAGGCUGUGGCAAACAUGACAACUUCUGUCAAGAUUACAGAAUGCAUGAUCUCUGAUAAUAUGGAUGCUGAUGGUGCUCUUGCAAGGUGUGCAAAGGAAAUGAAGAUUGAACCGGACCCAAUCAGCUACUGUGCCAAGAAUGACCAUGGCUCAGCUCUCUUGAAGAAAUAUGGUGAUGAUACUCAUAUACUGAAACCAACAUUUAUACCGACAAUAACACUUAAUGGAUCAAGGGACAACCAACCUAAUAUUUUGAAAAAUUUCCUUCUAGAAGUAUGCAAAUUAAUUGAUAUGCCAUUACCACCUCCUUGUUUGUGACAAAAUAAAUUUUAUCGGCCAAAUAUGCACAAUAUUCUACAACAUUUUGAAUAAGGAGUAUUUUUUGUCAAUUAAAGCUCAAAUGUAAAUUGCUCAUAAUCCUUCCAUGAGAUUUUGAAUUCUCUAUCUUGCAGUGUAACUAAUAUGCAAUUAUGUUUUAAUUAGUCUCACUUUCAUCUAAUUGGUUUUAUAUUUGUUGUACCAUCGACUGAGGCAACUUUAUUUUUUAUUUUAAGGUAAUACUCUCUCAUUAAUUAGGUAUUUUAAUGAUAAAAAUUGGCAAUGGGUGUAUUAUGGGAACUAAAAAAGGCUAUUAAAGUAUUAAAUUUUAAAAAUAUGUAAUAAGAUGGUGAUGAUAUGUUUUAAAUUUAUUUUUGUUUGGUUUGUAUUUACCUAUUGUUAUGUAAGUUUUAAUGGGUUGUGUUUCCUAAACCUAGUGAGUCAUGGACGAACAAGAUAAUAUUAAUUUAUGCAUUUAAAAUGUUUCAAUUACUGGUUGCAUUUUGUGAUAACAAUAUCAAGCUGUUGUAUUUUUUUACCUAUUCAUUUACUUAUUUUUUUACUUACACUUUACAAAUCAGUCAGUUGGUAGAAAGUCUUGAUAUAAUAUAAACCAGUAACUAUAUUGCUUAUAUAUAAUUAAUAUUGAUGUAUUCUUUUAACUAGUGAAAAUGAUAUUUGAAACAUUAGGAUUAAGCAUGUAGGUUCACAUUUAACUUAAAAUGUCUAAUCACAAUGAAAUCUGGCAAUUUAUUAUUGUUUUUAUAAAAAGUUAUGUUGCAAUAAUUUAAUAUGUUAUAACCUAAUUAGUAUGCCUUAUCGUGUCAUCAAGCUAAUUGAUUUGGAAUGUUAUUAUUAUCAACAGUUAAUAUCAUAGGUUAUGUAAACAAACUCUGUAUUUCGAAAUAUGAAUCAUUUAAACAUGUUUAUUCCACAUGAAAUCUGCAGAGUUGGCUAAAUCUAUGGAUUUUUUUCUUUAGGCAUAUAAUAUUAUACCUAAUAUAUUAUAGCAUUUGUUAUGUGUAGAAGUUCCGCAUAGUAAUUUUUUCCUACAUAUUUUAUUGUAAGUUGGGUUUAGAACUGAAACUAGAAUUCCUAAAUUAUUUAUACAUAUAUUUGAUAUUAUAAUGUCGAAAAGACUACGUUUACGGAAGUAUUAAAUUAUAUUGUAUUACAUUUGUGUCUCACUUAUACUAUUGUGUGGAAGCAGACACAGUCUUGUGCGAAAGUAAAUUAAGAGGCUAAUGUAUUUUAUUUUGCCAGUUGAAUUAACAAUUGUAUAAACUCGAAGUAAGUACAUACUUUGUGAAACGUAAUGUAUUUAUGAGAAAUAAUAAAGUAGCGUUUUCCAGCCAAAAACAAUGGCCGGUAACAUUUCUUGGGUAUUUUGUUUUUGUCAAUGUAUAUGAAAUUUCUUAUGUUUACAUAAUAUUUAUAACAAAGAGUAAAAAGCAUUUUAUUUGCAUUUUGGUUGAGCUAUAAAUUUACUUAAGUUUCUUUAAAAUCAUGUUUCUAAUUUAGACUUACAUAAUAUGCUUCAGCACACUCGACGUUGGUAUAAGCACGUCUAUUUUAUCUUUGCUUAGGUAUAUAUAUACAUUCGGUUUGCUCUAACUUUAAUAAUAAUUACGUGAUUUGUACUUAUAUGUAAAAGUUUCCUAUUUCAAAACUGUAUAUUAUUUUUUGUUUCAUUUGUUGUUUACUAGCUAUGAUAAUAGCAAUGAAAAUUUUCUGAAGUUAGAAUUUUUUCAAAAGUAAAAUUUUUGCUAUAGUGCCAACAUAAAUUUCUACUGUUUUGUUAUCAGGAAAAUAGGUACUAGAACUUAGAUUUUAAAAUUUUAAUUGAUGGAAAUCGUAGUGUUGAAUAUAACUUAGUUGUUAGGUACUAUGUAUUGUUGAUCGUAGGAAGAUAAAAAACAUAGUAGUAGAUAUUUAUUUAAAUUCAGCGCCGGUGUAAUCCAGUUUGCGUCCUCUCCCGUUUGCUCAUUGCACAGAUACCAAUUGCACCAUAUACCUAUCCUAUACUAACUGUUAGUGCAAACUAAAUAUGAAACAUGAAGAUCUCGACCAUACUCUGAAGUGACCAAUUGAGAUUAGGCGCAAUACCGUCUGCAAAUAACUAGAAUUUUAGAAAAUUGAUAACUUCUACAAUCCUUAAAAAUAUCUUAGAUCUUCUAAAUCAUACUCCCGGUUACACUGGACAUUAGGCGCUCUCUAGUAUUUGGCUCCGGAGCGACUGCUUGCCGUAUGAGCGGGCCGGCCUGGUUUAUAUUAUAUAAUACAAAGCGGUGGCUUUGCAUCGUAUUGUCACAUAAAAUAAUAGGUAUAUUAUGUAUCCAUUUCAUCAGAUUAUUGAUAUCUCUGAAAGAUUAUGUAGGUAGUCAUAUAUAUAAUUUACCCAAUAAGUAAUGGAAAACUUAUAUAAUUAAUUAAUUAUACGUAAUUAUCUUUGUUUUCUCAAUAUUAACUUAAUAUUAUAAUUUGGUUGCUAAGCAUCAAAGGUAAUUUGUCAGCGAAUUUCAGGGAUGAUGACCGGUAAAGCUUUUUCAAAAAAUAAAACAAUAAAAACUUUUAGUAAGUAGAUACCUGUGUGAACAAAAUGAUGAUUCCAUUGAUUGAUUUCAUUUUAUGCCUAGUUGUAGUGUUUUUACGAGAAAAUGAGUGCUAUAUUUGACGUAAAAAAAAUAUGACAAUUAUUAUUAAGUAUCCCUUAAAAUUUAUUAACAAAAUUAUUAGAUCGUACAUAAUAUCUAGUACCUACCUACGAAUUUGACUAGUUAUCAUCCCUAUAAUAUUUAUUCAUAAUAGUU